Eruca vesicaria subsp. sativa (arugula) is the source of this 1137-nucleotide messenger RNA. NCBI's taxonomy places the organism in Eukaryota, Viridiplantae, Streptophyta, Magnoliopsida, Brassicales, Brassicaceae. The record is from the annotation of a GenBank genome assembly.
AUGGGACAUAAUCAACCAAUGCAGUCCAGUUCAAAUGAACAAUUUGUGCGAAUACCUGUCGAAACCGAACCUCAACAAAAUAGUGACUCUAACCAAAGACGCAACAAGUGGCUUACCAUCAUCAUCUGCAUCAUCUUGGCCGUAACAGGUCAAUCCGUUGUCAGACUCCUUGAGAACUACUACUUCCUCCACAGAACCCGGAAGUACCGUUACGGUCCAUGGACUCUAUCCCUCCUCCAGUUUGUCGGAUUCCCCAUCCUCCUCAUCCCUUUUGUCCUCCUCCAUCUUCCUUGUAAUAAAAAGAAACAACUUAUCAUGACCUCGGAAGGAAUCUCCCCCUUUCAACUAGCGAUAUUUUAUCCUGUUCUCGCCUUCUUCAUGUUCUUCCAAGCAAUGUUAUCCAACCUUAAAAACGCUAUGCCCUUUAGAGAUUUCACUCUCACCUACACAACACAACUCUUAUUCACUCCGUACAUAUCCUCCUACAUCAACAAAACAAAAUUCAACCGAUGGAUGAUCAUCUCCCUCUCUUUUGCCAUCAUCACCGGCUCUUUCACCCUCAACACUUUCUUCGCCGGAUCGCCGGGUGUCUACACCAUGAAGAAACAGAAGUUCAGAGCUAUCUAUGCGGCACUAAUCGCCGCCUUUGUAUUCUCUCUGACCCUCUGCCUGAUGAGGAGCGUAUUCGACUCCAUUUGCACCGUCCCCACCAACAAGAAACAGCCCAGCUUCGCCGUGGUUCUUGAGCUGCUCAUCGUCUCGUCUCUCGUAGCAACGCUCAUCUCCCUCGCAGCCGUUUUCAUCAGCGGUGAGCACCACGGUUUUAAGAGACGGAUGGAUGGAUUCUCGAAAGGAGAGGCUGCCUACGUGUGGACGUUAGUCGGUCAAGCUGUCGCGUGGCAGGUGUACUGGGUAGGGAUCGUGGGGCUGAUGUUCGCUGUCUCGGCCGUGUUCUCGAAUGUUAUCAGCGUCUGUACGUGGCCCAUCGUGUCGCUUCUGGUGGCUGUUUUUUAUAGCACUCACGAGCAGUACAAUGCCUUGAGUGGAACAGCUUUAGCCACGGCCGCUCUUAGCGUCGCAUCUUAUUUCUAUAUGAUUCAUAAAGACAAGAGUGAAAGCGACGAGGCCACGAAUUAA